UUGAAGUGAAAAGUAGCAGGAUAAGCCUUUGUUCAAAGAGUUUGCUAGUAGUUUCUCCUUUUUAUCGGUCUUUACUUUGUAGCUGAUUGAGGAGCAGAGAGCUGGAAGGAAAUGGAGUCCAAUGAGGCCAGUGUUCAAUACAACUGCUGGAAUGAAGACAACAUGAACAUGCAAGUGCUGCAUUCACAGUCCAGACUGAUUGGUCUCUAUAACAGACUGUGCAUCGAACGUCUUGGCAUUGUAAUGAAAGUGGCGGUGUCUUUGGCUGUGAUGAUAGUUAUAUACAUUAUUGGAUACAUCACAGGAUACUACGUUCACCGAUGCUGA
Messenger RNA from Carassius auratus (goldfish), 327 nucleotides. RefSeq names its product small integral membrane protein 1-like. Lineage: Eukaryota; Metazoa; Chordata; Actinopteri; Cypriniformes; Cyprinidae. The record is from RefSeq and is a predicted model, not a curated record. The transcript is spliced from 2 exons. The coding region runs from base 112 to 327 and encodes 71 amino acids.